Messenger RNA from Capsicum annuum, 2676 nucleotides. RefSeq lists its product as uncharacterized. The record is from RefSeq and is a predicted model, not a curated record. The transcript has 4 exons. The annotation marks the transcript as partial. NCBI's taxonomy places the organism in Eukaryota, Viridiplantae, Streptophyta, Magnoliopsida, Solanales, Solanaceae.
UUGGUUGAUUGGCCUCAUUUUGCUUCUAAUCUACUCAUUCAAUUUCGAAAAAGGGAAUUGGAGGAUCCAGAAGGUCGGCUAGCAAAACUUUGUCAAACUUCUACCAUCGCCGACUAUCAGGCUAGGUUUGAAGCUGUCGCUAAUGAGACUGGGGAUAUACCAGACACCUUGAUGGUCAAGUUAUUUGUAUCUGGACUUCGUUUGGAUAUCAAAACUAAUGUGUUGGUUCAUAAACCCAGCACUCUUGAUGAGGCUAUUUCCUUGGCCCAUACCCAUGAGCAGCGCCUUAAUCUAGAAAAAGGGGCGAUGCAACCAGCUUUUGCUAGGACCCAACCUCUACUACCCAACCCUCAGUCUCGAUCUCUAGCACCCUCUAGAAACACGGGUGUUCCCUCUGCUAAGUUUCCUAUCAAACGUUUGUCUCCGGUUGAGAUGCGACAACGUCGGGAAAAAGGAUUGUGUUAUUAUUGUGAUGAGAAAUAUGUGGCUAAUCAUCGGUGCCCAAAUCUGCCUCAAAUCCUUCUACUCGAAGAUGAUUCAGACCCCCUAAGUCCGCCAUUAGACGAUACCACCAUGGAAGAAUUGUUAACUGCGGAGCUCCUAGGCUUGGAAUUGCAAGCUCAAUCUACAAUCUCAUACCAUGCCUUGGCUGGAGGCCAUUCUCCUACUAUUUUACGUUUCAAAGGGCACAUCCAGGGGUCUCCGAUCACUGUUUUGGUUGAUGGGGGAAGUACACAUAAUUUCAUUCAAACUCGAGCUGCUAUGUUCCUAAACCUCACGGUUACACCCAUUACUAAUUUUGCGGUAGUUGUGGGUAAUGGCCAACGUCUCCGGUGUGAAGGGGUGAUUCGAGAUGUACGAUUCUCAGUCCAAGGGACUGACCUCACUAUGGACUUGCAUGUAUUGGACUUCCAUGGGGCAGAUGUGGUGCUUGGAGAGGCUUGGUUGGCCACUCUAGGACCUGUUCUUACUGAUCAUUCCAAAAGUCUUAUGGAAUUCUAUUUGGACAGCAAGCAAGUGCAAUGGGUAGGUGACUCACUGGACGAUCUUCAACAGGAUCAGUUGAAAACACUACGCCGCUAUUCGGCCACCGAUGCAAUUGCUUCAUGUUUUUGCCUUUUCCUGGUGCACGAGGGUACUACAAUUGAGAAGGAUAAAGAUAUACCCCCUGACUUAGGGGCAUUAUUGAAUUCAUAUUCUGGAAUUUUUAACAAACCACAGGGGUUGCCUCCUGUUCGGGCUACGGGUCAUGCCAUUCACAUCACUCCCAAUGCUGGGCCUGUUAAUGUUAAGCCCUAUUGCUAUCCAUAUUUUCAGAAACAAAUUAUGGAGAAAUUAGUUUUAGAUAUGUUAAGGGAUGGAAUUAUCCAACCUAGUACCAGUCCCUUUUCAUCACCCGUGUUAUUAGUUCGCAAGAAAGACGGCUCUUGGCGUUUUUGUGUCGAUUAUCGAGCUCUCAAUGCCAUCACUGUGCGAGAUAGGUUUCCGAUUCCUUCUAUUGAUGAGCUAUUUGAUGAACUGUACGGGGCUCAAUUUUUCUCCAAGUUGGACUUACUAUCCGGCUAUCAUCAGGUCAGAGUUCGUCCUAUUGAUGUUCCGAAGACUGCGUUCAGGACCCAUGACGGCCAUUACGAAUUCUUGGUCAUGCCAUUCGGUUUAACUAAUGCCCCCUCCACCUUUCAAGAUACCAUGAAUGACGUAUUUCGCCCAUAUCUUCUCAAGUUUGUGUUGGUCUUCUUAGAUGAUAUUCUUAUUUAUAGUACGUCGUGGAUACACUUGGAACAUCUAGAAUUGGUUUUCAAAUUGCUCCAACAACAUCAACUGGUGGCUAAAUGCAGUAAAUGCCAAUUUGGGAAGAGAACUAUUGAUUAUUUGGGCCAUGUGAUCUCUCCCGAUGGACUGGCAGUGGAUCCUUCAAAAAUUUCCACUAUUAAACAUCCUUUAUUUGAUUUACUACGAACGGACGCCUUCCUGUGGACAGCUCAAACCCAACAAGCUUUUGAAGAAUUGAAAGUGGAAACUGAUGCUUCCGGUGUUGGUAUUGGCGCUAUUCUUUCACAAAAGGGACAUCCGAUUGCUUACUAUAGUCAGAAGUUAAGCCCUCAAAUGCAAAAGGCUUCCACUUACCAUCGUGAGAUGUAUGCAAUUACUCAAGCCGUGGCAAAAUGGAGGCAGUACUUGUUGGGUCAACGUUUCACCAUUUUCACUGAUCAGCAGUCCCUCAAAAACCUCACUAAUCAGGUAAUUCAAACCCCGGAGCAACAAAAGUGGCUUGGAAAGCUGGUGGGAUAUGAUUUCAUGAUACGUUACUUACCGGGAAGGCAGAACAAGGCCGCUGAUGCCUUGUCCAGACCACCUGAUGCUGGAGUGUUGUUUGCUAUUUCAGAACGCACUUAUGAGUGGCUUGGGGAACUUUUAGAAGCGAAUAAAUGCCAUCCAGAAUUGUUGUCCGUUCAACAGGGGUUGGGGAGCGAACCUGCUGCAUACGCUGACUAUACUUUUCGCAAAGGGCUCCUCUUCUACAAAGGACGUCUGGGGGUCAUGCUGGAGUUGCUCGUACUUUUCAUCGUUUGGCCUCGAAUUUUUAUUGGCCAGCAAUGCGUAAUGAUGUUAAGGUUUACAUUGCUUCGUGCCAGACUUGUCAGCGUUCUAAGGACAUUAAUCGAUUGCCAGCAA